This is a messenger RNA of Mus pahari (shrew mouse), 7843 nucleotides long. RefSeq names its product collagen type IV alpha 3 chain (gene Col4a3). Lineage: Eukaryota; Metazoa; Chordata; Mammalia; Rodentia; Muridae. Gene Ontology annotation, cellular component: collagen trimer; basement membrane. Bases 1 to 5010 code for a protein of 1669 amino acids. The record is from RefSeq and is a predicted model, not a curated record. Gene Ontology annotation, molecular function: extracellular matrix structural constituent. The transcript has 52 exons.
AUGCACUCCAAGACUGCUCCAAGGUUCCUGGUGCUCCUGCUUCCUAUCCUGCUGCUGAUCCUGGCUGCCCCACCUGUGGCUAGCAAGGGCUGUGUCUGCAAAGGCAAAGGACAAUGCCUCUGCACGGGGACCAAAGGGGAGAAGGGGGAGAAGGGCUUUCCUGGUUCCCCUGGAUUUCCUGGCCAGAAAGGAUUUCCAGGUCCUGAAGGCUUGCCUGGACCACAGGGACCCAAGGGCUUCCCAGGACUUCCGGGACUCACUGGCCCCAAAGGCAUCAGGGGAAUAACUGGACUACCAGGGUUUGCAGGUCCUCCUGGACUUCCAGGCCUCCCAGGCCACCCUGGGCCACGUGGGCUGGCUGGUUUACCAGGAUGCAAUGGUUCUAAGGGUGAACAAGGAUUCCCAGGCUUUCCGGGCACACCAGGCUAUUCAGGGCUCCCAGGUCCUGAUGGCUUGAAAGGACAAAAGGGUGAGCCUGCUCAAGGAGAAGACAGGGGAUUCUAUGGAAAAGGUGACCCUGGGCCUCCAGGGGUUCCAGGCUUCCAGGGCUUUCCAGGACUCCCAGGUUUUCCAGGGCCUGCUGGUCCACCAGGACCUCCGGGAAUUUUUGGUUUACCAGGAGCGAUGGGACCCAGAGGACCCAAAGGUGGCAUGGGAGAUUACAUGAUAGGACAAAAAGGAGAAAGGGGUAUGAAAGGAUUAACAGGACCUCCUGGGCCACCAGGAACAGUGAUUUUUACACUCGUCCACCCAUACAACAAAUCAGACUUCAAGGGAGAGAAAGGAGAUGAGGGAGAGACGGGUGAACCUGGACCUCCUGGACCCUCGGGGCCGCCUGGAGAUUCCUAUGGAUCAGAAAAGGGUGCGCCUGGAGAGCCUGGUCCUCGGGGCAAACCUGGAAAAGAUGGUGCCCCUGGCUUCCCUGGCACUGAGGGAGCCAAAGGCAACAGGGGCUUUCCUGGGUUGAGGGGUGAAGCCGGCAUUAAGGGGAGGAAAGGAGACAUUGGCCCCCCGGGAUUUCCUGGUCCAACAGAAUAUUAUGACGCAUACCUGGAAAAGGGAGAGAAAGGAAUGCCUGGCCCGCCUGGGCCCAAAGGAGCCCGUGGCCCACAGGGUCCAAGUGGUCCCCCUGGAGUCCCUGGAAGUCCUGGACUGUCAAGGCCUGGACCCAAAGGACACGCUGGAUGGCCAGGCUUGAAAGGGUGUAAAGGAGAGAGAGGACCCCCUGGAAAAGACACUGUGGGUCCUCCUGGACCCCUGGGAUGUCCUGGCUCACCAGGUCCACCAGGCCCGCCAGGACCGCCAGGACCUCCAGGUGACAUUGUUUUUCAAUGUUCCCCUGGUGAGCAUGGAGCACCAGGCAAUACAGGACCUCCAGGAGAUCCAGGACUUGAUGGACCCAAAGGAGAACCAGGCAGUCUGUGCACUGAGUGUCACUGCUUCCCAGGGCCCCCUGGAGCCCCAGGCUUUCCAGGAUUAGAUGGUGUCAAAGGAAUCCCAGGAGGACGAGGUGCGCCUGGUCUGAAGGGAAACCCAGGGUCCCCAGGAAGUGCAGGUCUCCCAGGAUUUGCAGGAUUCCCAGGUGACCAAGGGCAUCCAGGACUUAAAGGAGACAAAGGGGACACACCUCUACCCUGGGGGCAAGUGGGUGAUCCUGGUGAUCCUGGACCCAGAGGCCUGCCCGGGAGAAAGGGCUUUGAUGGAAUUCCUGGAGGUCCAGGAGCGAAAGGACCACCAGGACCUCGGGGUGAACCGGCCCUGAGUGGAAGGAAAGGGGACCAGGGACCUCCAGGACCUCCUGGAUUCCCUGGACCCCCAGGACCUGCAGGACCAGCUGGACCACCGGGCUAUGGACCCCCAGGAGAGCCAGGUCCAAAGGGAGCCCAAGGAGUCCCCGGAGUCCUGGGACCACCCGGAGAAGCCGGUCUUAAAGGAGAACCCAGUACAUCAACUCCAGUUCUAGGUCCUCCAGGCCCUCCAGGGCCCCCUGGUCGGGCUGGCCCCCGAGGUCUACCUGGUUUACCUGGACCUGUGGGAGAGUGUGACCCUGGUCUCCCUGGACCUGAUGGUGAACCAGGAAUUCCAGAAGUUGGAUUCCCAGGGCCUCCAGGGCCUAAGGGAGAUCAAGGUUUCCCAGGGACAAAGGGAUCACCUGGUUGUCCUGGGGAAAUGGGAAAGCUUGGCCGUCCUGGAGAGCCAGGCGUCCCAGGAGCCAAGGGAGAACCAUCCGUAGGCAGGCCUGGGGAACCGGGGAAACCAGGCUUUCCAGGAGAAAGAGGCAAUGCUGGGGAAAAUGGAGAUAUUGGACUCCCUGGUCUCCCAGGCCUCCCUGGAACUCCAGGAAGAGGCGGGCUUGACGGACCUCCAGGAGACCCAGGACAGUCUGGACCACCCGGAGCAAAAGGGUCCCCAGGAAGGUGCAUACCAGGACCCAGGGGUACCCAAGGACUUCCAGGCUUGAAUGGAUUGAGAGGGCAACCAGGUAGAAGAGGUGAUACCGGGCCACAGGGAGACCCUGGCAUCCCAGGCAUGGACAGGUCUGGGGUCCGUGGAGAUCCUGGACCACCAGGAACACCAGGUCGUCCUGGUGAGAUGGGACCACCUGGCCAAAAAGGAUAUCCGGGAGCUCCAGGAUUCCCAGGGCCACCAGGCGAGAAAGGAGAGGUUGGAAUGAUGGGUUGUCCUGGAACCACUGGCCCUCCCGGGCGUCCUGGGAAACCAGGCUCGCAGGGGCAGAGAGGUAGCCUCGGAGUCCCAGGAAUGAAAGGGGAAAGAGGACGCCCAGGAGCCAAAGGCGAACGAGGAGAGAAAGGAAAGCCAGGGCCUUCCCAAGCAACACUCUUAAAGGGAGACAAAGGCGAGCCUGGACUUAAAGGAUUUGUCGGAAAUCCAGGUGAGAAAGGAAACAGAGGCAACCCAGGGUUACCAGGUCCGAAAGGCCUCGAGGGGUUGCCUGGGCUACCAGGCCCUCCAGGCCCUAGAGGAGAUAUGGGGAACAGAGGAAAUCCUGGAAGACCAGGACCACACGGCAUGCCAGGAAGCAUGGGGAACAUGGGAGUGCCAGGCCCUAAAGGGAGAAAAGGAACUUCAGGACUUCCAGGUCUAGCUGGAAGACCAGGCCUGCCAGGAAUCCAUGGUCCCCAAGGAGAUAAGGGGGAGCCAGGUUAUUCAGAAGGUGCCAGGCCAGGACCUCCAGGACCAAAGGGCGAUCCAGGAUUGCCAGGUGACAAAGGAAAGAAAGGAGAAAGAGGCCUACCUGGGCCACCUGGACGAUCGGGGCCUGCUGGACCUGAUGGAGCCCCUGGAAGUCCUGGGAGUCCUGGCCACCCAGGGAAACCAGGUCCUGCUGGGGAUUUGGGUCUGAAAGGACAGAAAGGCUUCCCAGGCCCUCCAGGAAGCACUGGCCCUCCAGGCCCUCCAGGACUCUCAGGACUUCCUGGGCCAAUGGGUAUGAGAGGUGACCAAGGACGUGAUGGAAUUCCCGGACCUCCAGGAGAAAAAGGAGAAACAGGCUUGCUGGGGGCCCACCCAGGCCCAAAAGGGAGCCCUGGUGUGCCAGGUGCCAAAGGAGACAGGGGAGUUCCAGGCUUGUUUGGUCUUCCUGGCAGGAAGGGGGCCAUGGGGGAUGUUGGACCCCAAGGACCCCCAGGCACUGCUGGACUCCCAGGGCCACCAGGUCUACCUGGGGCAAUUGUCCCUGGCCCAAAAGGAAACAGAGGUCUUCCUGGCUUAAGAGGAAAUCCAGGCGAGCCAGGUCCCCCUGGACCUCCAGGACCUAUCGGAAAAGGCAUAAAAGGUGACAAAGGAUUUAUGGGCCCACCUGGCCCCAAAGGUCUGCCUGGAACUGUAGGGGACAUGGGCCCACCAGGUUACCCGGGAGCACCAGGUACCCCCGGCCUUCCCGGUGUUAGAGGUGAUCCAGGAUUCCCCGGAUUUCCAGGCAUAAAAGGAGAGAAGGGUAACCCUGGAUUUCUUGGGCCAAUUGGACAUCCAGGACCAGUUGGACCAAAAGGACCACCAGGUCCACCUGGAAAACCUGGCACUCUUAAGGUCAUCUCCCUUCCAGGAAGCCCAGGGCCACCUGGUGCACCUGGACAGCCAGGAAUGAAAGGAGACCCUGGACCUCUGGGACCACCAGGAAUCCCAGGACCCUGUGGGCCAAGAGGUAGACCAGGCAAGGAUGGGAAACCAGGAACUCCAGGACCAGCUGGUGCAAAGGGCAGCAAGGGCUUGAAAGGACAGCAAGGCCCACCUGGUCUGGAUGGAUUGCCAGGUUUAAAGGGAAAUCCUGGUGACAGGGGAAUGCCAGCCACUGGUACAAGAAUGCAAGGCUUCAUCUUCACCCGACACAGUCAAACCACGGCCAAUCCUUCAUGCCCUGAAGGAACACAGCCACUCUAUAGUGGGUUUUCUCUUCUUUUUGUACAAGGAAACGAACGUGCACAUGGACAAGACCUUGGUACUCUGGGCAGCUGCCUGCAGCGAUUCACCACAAUGCCGUUCUUAUUCUGUAACAUCAAUAAUGUAUGUAACUUUGCAUCACGAAAUGAUUAUUCAUACUGGCUGUCAACACCAGCUCUGAUGCCAAUGGACAUGGCUCCAAUUAGUGGCAGAGCUCUCGAACCCUACAUUAGCAGAUGCACCGUCUGUGAAGGUCCAGCAAUGGCCAUAGCUGUCCACAGUCAAACUACUGCUAUCCCUCCAUGUCCCCAGGACUGGGUUUCUCUCUGGAAAGGUUUUUCUUUCAUUAUGUUCACAAGUGCAGGCUCUGAGGGUGCUGGACAAGCACUCGCCUCACCCGGCUCCUGCCUGGAGGAAUUCCGAGCCAGUCCAUUUAUAGAAUGCCAUGGACGAGGAACAUGUAACUACUACUCAAACUCCUACAGUUUCUGGCUGGCUUCGCUAAACCCAGAAAGAAUGUUCAGAAAACCUAUUCCAUCAACUGUGAAAGCUGGAGACUUGGAGAAAAUCAUAAGCCGCUGUCAGGUGUGCAUGAAGAAAAGACAUUGACAAAAUCAAAGAAACCAGACCCGCAUUUUGUUCCUUCUUAAGUAACAAAGUCAUGACUUAGAACAUGCAUUUACUUAGGUCUUUCUCUCUAACCUUAAAGAUGUAGUAGUGCAAAGUUUCACCACACAAGAAAGCAUUUCAUUCAAGUUAGUCUGUGAUGUGGGUCUCUUAACCUGUAGGUUUCAAAGUUCCCUGUGGAAAGGCAACAGCUUGCCAUAGAAUAUCACUGAAAUCACAUCCCAGUUGUACCCAAAGCACUGACUAAAUGUCGAUUGUGUGGAACUUGAACUACAAGCUAAGAGAGGUCUGUCCUGUGGAUGCACAGUGUGUUCCUUGUCUCCCACUCCUGAGCAAAGGAGUGUGCUUCCUUCCACCUCCUCCCUGAGACUUCAGCUAGAGAAGGAGAAGGGGGCAUACAUAAAUUAAGCACACUAUGAGAAGAACUGGAGGGUUAGAACUGUUGAGUGCUAUAAGGGCUAGAACACAGAAUAACUGAGGCCCCAUGAUGUUUCAGGCCUCAUUUAAAUAUGCACAAGGCUAGGGCCAAAGGAAACUUCCUGAAGGGAAUCAUAACAGGCUUGGAUAUAAAGGACAGUUUUGUUUUCUGUUUUGUUGACGAUGUCUAUUUGCUAGUUCACUGAGUUCUUUUUACUAUGUCAAUAGAUUCAAAGCCAGUAAAACAUUUACCCUCGGGCAACUAAUUUUUACUAGGAUGUCAUCCUCAUACAUUGAAACAUUUCUCUUUAUUUUUUUCAAUGAACUCACAAGUAACAGGGAGACUACUUACUAAAUGUGCACUUUAUUCCCGUUCCUAUAAACACUGACCUUAAAUAACUUCACCAGGAAAUAAUGAGGUACUUGCUGGUUUAUCAGACACAAACAUUUUUCUUUACUCCAAACAGUACGUAACAUGGAUUUACAGAUUUGUUCCUUUGUUAGUUUUUUAACUUUUCCUUUGGAAAACACACACGUACGCCAUGAUUUUUAUGUUAUAUAUUCUUAGCAACCAUGUGGAGAGAGAGACCACGGGGUAAAACCUUACUGUACUGUACACAGCUGCUAUGUCUUUAAACAUGUUCUUGAGUAUACAGAUACAUUCCACAGUUACUUAAUUCUGCUUAACAAGUUAUUUUCUUCAGUACCCAAACUAUGUUCCAUAUACUGUACUGGAUGGGCGGUGCAGGGGGUAGUGAGAGAGACUUGCUACUGAUCUAACCUCAAAGAAGAAAACAAAUCUCAUAGUAAAGACUCUCACGCAUGCAAGAAUCCCAUCCUCCACCUCUUCACCCCCUUCCCUACACCGAAACCGAACGAAGGGUCUCAUCUAUGGUUGUAGUUUUAUUCUUCCCUUACCUCUGUUUCACAGUUCAGCAGGCCUGAUAGAAGGUUGCUCUUGCAGAAGCCCCUGGUUCAGUUCUCAGUACCCACACUGGUACUGGUUCACAGUAGCCUCUUCCAGAUGAUCCAACAUCCACUUCUGGCCUCUGCACCCACACUUAGCCAGAUAUACAAAAGUUUUAAAACUUUUAAGGUAAGAUUUAUGCUCAGGCUAAUAUUAAGAAAUCGGGAACUUUUGAAUAAUCAAAUAGUGUCGUACUAUUUGAUGACUCAAAGAGGCCAGGCAUUGUGAGGCAAAGCUUUGAGUGUAUUUCUCCAUCCAUGGAAGUGGACGUGAUGGUGCUGAUACUUAAGUUCAGGCUGGUGCUGUAAAGUCAACUGCUUUGUAUUUGGAAAAAAAUGUGACCCAAGAGCACAGACAAGGGUUGUCAGUCUUUACCACUCGUGUGACUGCUACAAGGCAUUUUUACGCCUGAGCUGAGAUGUGCAACAUCUCAUUACAAGUAUGUGUAUUUUAGCUAACAUUUUUGUUUGAAAAAUAUCCCAGAUAUAUUCCAGUAGUGAAAACAAGCGACUAAUCUCCUUGGCCAGUGGCCAGUGUAAGAGCAGCAGCUGUAGCAUCUAGGAGCUUGUCCUAAUUGCCCAUUGUAGAGCAUUCUAAACCUGCAAAAUAUGAAACUGUAACUAGCAAACAGAAAUCUGUGUUUUGUUUUGAUGAGAAGCAUCUCAUUGUAUAGUAUAACCCAGGCUGACCCCCCAAAUCACCGCAAGUUUUCUGCCUCAGCCACCCAGAAUUUGGUUUUCAAAGUUUUCAUCAUCCUCUGGUGUUCUCCACUCAAUAGGCACACAUCCAAGAAACUGGCCAUAAUCCUUUCACCUUUGUCUCUUUUUAAAACUCACUGGUGACUUUCAGGGUAAUCUAGAAAUGCUAGACUGGUGCUGAUGUCACAACAGCUACCCUUCAUUUGCCCAUAGGCCCCUUUCUUCUCCUGUCCUCUUAUCAGUAUUUUAAACAGGUGAUACUGGACACCUUAAUGCCCAAAGAAGCCAUAUCAACAGUCAGUCAUUUGUACAUCUAAGAGUGAGCAAUAAAAUACAGCCCAUGCUUAUUACUUCCCAGGUGUUUAUGAGUAAAUUAUAAAUUUAAAAUUUAAUUUCCUAUGUGGCUGGAGAAAUGGUUCAGUAGUUAAGAAUGCUGAUUUCUCUGCAGAGGACCAAGUAUAGUUCUCAAUACCCAGGUAAUGCAGCUCAGGACUGCUCAAAGGGACCCAGCUGGCCUCCAAGGACACCCACACAUAAGUGCCAUUCACUAGCACAGGCACUACCACAUAAAUAAAGAUAAAUCUUUCAACUGAUUUCAAAUUUUUGACUGAUUAACAAAAUGUUUGUUUCAAUUUUGGUGCUUCAACUUUGGAAUUUCACAGUGUGCUAAAACAACCAACUUGUCAAUUGUUCUUAUUUUUUGCGAGAUAAAACAUUAUUAAUUUAUUUAUAA